AUGACAAGUAAUGGUGAGAAUGAGGAACAUACUGAUCAUGGUUUCGGAACCCAAGAUCCGGCAGAGCAAGAGAUAUCUUGUAGGGCUUGCCCGGUCGUUAUCCUGCGAAAUCCCUACAAAGUGGAGAAAUUUAAAACGUCUACCUUGAGGAUAGGCACUUGGAACGUCAGAAGUUGGUAUGAGAGUGGGAGAGUGCAUAACACCAUCAAAGAAAUGAUAAGGCUCAACAUUGACAUCAUGGGGGUGAGCGAGACACGUUGGCCAAAUAGUGGCGAAAUUGCCAUUCGAGAUCACAUUGUCUUUUACUCCGGAAAUAACGACCCACUACACUGGAAUGGCGUAGGGAUAAUAAUCAACAAGAUGUUGAAACCAUACGUUAGAAGCUUUGUGCCAUAUUCUGAUCGCAUGGCACUGAUACAACUGAACUCAACCCCACGCAAUAUAAACAUCAUACAAAUAUACGCGCCAACUGCAGAUAAGGAUGACGAUGUGAUCGAAGACUUCUAUGAACAAUUAAGCCAGUUAAUGAAAUACACCAAAAGCAACGAAGUUACAAUGAUAAACGGGGAUUUCAAUGCCAAGGUUGGCAGAGGAAGAGAAGAUGACAUAAUCGGAGAUUACGGGUUGGGAGAGAGGAAUCAGAGAGGUGAUCGUCUUGUGGAGUUUUGUAGAGAAAAGAAACUGGUUGUUUGCAACACACUUUUUCGAUUGCCCACUCGACGAAUUUAUACAUGGAGAUCACCUGCAGACACAAAAGAUAGAAUAGUUCGAAAUCAAAUAGAUUAUGUUACAAUUGAUAAAAGAUUCCGUAAUUCAAUCAUGUCAGCCAAAACUUAUCCUGGAGCUGACAUCGCUUCUGACCACAAUCCGGUAAUAUGUCAACUGAAAGUGAGACUGAAGAGGGUGAGCAGUGCAAGGAGCAGUAAAAGAAUGGACAUGAGAAGACUUCAAGACCCUACGUAA
This is a messenger RNA of Harmonia axyridis, 963 nucleotides long. Its product is annotated as craniofacial development protein 2-like. Gene Ontology annotation, molecular function: catalytic activity. The record is from RefSeq and is a predicted model, not a curated record. The transcript has a single exon. Gene Ontology annotation, cellular component: nucleus. NCBI's taxonomy places the organism in Eukaryota, Metazoa, Arthropoda, Insecta, Coleoptera, Coccinellidae. The coding region runs from base 1 to 963 and encodes 320 amino acids. Gene Ontology annotation, biological process: chromatin remodeling.